Molecule: messenger RNA, 3756 nt
Organism: Numida meleagris (helmeted guineafowl)
Lineage: Eukaryota; Metazoa; Chordata; Aves; Galliformes; Numididae
Gene: GFRA3
Product: GDNF family receptor alpha 3
Exons: 10
Coding region: 1663-2931 (422 amino acids)
Biological process (GO): nervous system development
Cellular component (GO): external side of plasma membrane; signaling receptor complex
Molecular function (GO): signaling receptor activity
Source: RefSeq, a predicted model, not a curated record
CUGGAAAUCUCUGCUUACCUGAGAGUUUUAAAAGGUGAGGAACGUGAAACAAUAUCCUCUUGCAGAUACCAUAGAGACCUUCCAGCCACUAAAGAGAGGAACAACCAAUGGGAAAAUGGCACCAGCAUGGGUACAAAGACGUUUCUCUUCUGCUGUGAGUUGCUUUAUAUCAAUUCACUGGUUUUACUGGUAUCUCUCUUUGCUUAGAAGAAGCAGAAAAACAGUGAAAUAGAAACAACAGACUAAGGAUAACAGGCUGAUGAUCACUAUCAUCCAAAGUACCCUUCACAUUCAUAUCUUCAAAAAGCUAUACCUGCCACUACAAUCGGGUUGAGCAGAGCUUCCUCUCCUGUGGCUGCUGUCAUCUUCAAUGGUACUGAGAGGCAGUAAUAUCGCUCACAAACUUCCUGAAGCAUUUGCACUCCUGCACUGAGGGAUACCUGGGCUGCUAUGAUCUCACACCUUUUUAUAAGUAAACCUCUUUGCUCCUAGUUUUUCUUCAAUCCUUCCUGAACGACAACUGAAAACAACUCUCUACAAAGUUAAGAAGGCUCUGUUCCCUCCACCACUUGCCUUAACUUCCCCCAACCAUUAGACUUCAAUAAGAAGAACUAAGAAUGGUGAGAACGUUUUCUCUCCUUAAACAAGAAGUGAGAGCCUCCACUGUUUGUGGAUGACUUGUUCAGAACCAGAAGAAUUCUCUCACAGCAGCUCUCUCCAGUAAGCAAAAGGACAAAUUCUUUUUGAAACCCAGGAACGGGAGAGCAGCACUGAACUGGACUGUGAACUUAAGCAUUUUGUGUGUUUGCAUAGUUAUUACCCUUUCUGUUGGGCUUUUUGGACAGAUGAAGUUGGUCUCUCUAUUUGCACAAACAACUGUUCUACCAAAAGGUCACCUUAUUUUCAUAUAUUAAUGUAUGUGUACAUGCCUGUUACUUUUUUCACACUGGUUAAUAUGAUCUUGGUAUGGAAACUAAAAGGAAGGAUUUGUUCAAAAAGAAGCACAGCUGCCUAAAUGUUGAGUAGGCUCUCAGAGAUGUCCUGCUGAACGGGGACAGCGUGAAACAGCUCAGUAGAAGCCAAACCCACACCAGGUAAGACUCUGAAAGAAAACCCUUUACAGCAAAGCCAAUGGGAAGAAGCCAAAAGCUCACACCAUCCCUUCUAUAGAUCAAAGUAGUAUCACGGGAAUCGACUCGAGAACUAGCCAGCAUCUGUCCCCUCCGAGGCCAUCUCCUCUGAUUAAUGCUCACUUUCUUUUAACAAAGCAGACUCCUGUGAGUGCUCCUCACAAAGGUAGGAGCAACCACAGCUUUACCCUUAGCGCUAGGACGUACUGCGAAUCAAUAAGGAAACCAACAAACGGAAGCUUUACGCUGCGCCUUUUCAAAGCGCCGCUUUCGAAACACUCACUUGCCCGGGCGCACAUUCCCUCACUGCUGGCACCGCGGGGUCCAUUCGCACCCUUUAACACCCACGGGACGGCCGCACCGCCUCCAGUCUCCACCCUCCGAACCCGGUGGGCGGGCCGGGCCGCGGGGCGGUGUUCGCCGUCUGCACCUCGACGGGGCGGCGGCCAGUCUCACGCCGACGGGCAGCGUGCGGGAUGUGAGCGGCGGCUCCAGCACCCGGAGCGAGCGGCCGCCGGCGCCGAGCUGCAGCAUGUGGCUCGCCCUGCUCCUGGGGCUGGUCCUCUCCCGAGCCGGAGACUUCCUGGCUCUGCCACGGAGUGAUUGCAUAGUAGCAGAACAGCUGUGCCUCUUAGACUCCAUCUGCAAUGCCACCUACAGGACUCUGGAAAACUGUGACCUUGCUAAGACUCGCUUCCUGGCGCUAGAUCAUGAUAGCAGGGUCAGAUGUCUGAAUGCAGAGCUAUACCUUGGGAACAGCUCUUUACUGCACUGCAAGUGCCAUCGGCGCAUGAAGAGACAGGAGCAUUGCCUGCGCAUUUUCUGGACUGUUCACUCCAGCAUGACAGAUGGUUAUUUCAAUUUGGAAACUUCUCCCUAUGAGAAUCCAGCAAUUGAAGAGCACUGGAAAACAGAUUAUAAUGAACUGGCAGCUCUGGUAUCAGGCUCUCAGUUAGCAGGAGAUGCAACAAACCCAUGCCUGAAAGCAACUCAUGUCUGUAAUUUGAGCAAGAAGUGUGUUCGGCUGCGCACAGACUAUGCCUCAAUCUGCACCAGAGGGGCAGGAAGUGAGGACACGUGUGACCGUCGCAGAUGCCAUCGAGGGCUAAGAAAUUUCUUUGAGAAAGUCCCCGAGGAUUUCACUAGAAGGAUCCUAUUCUGUCCAUGCCAGGAUGAACUUUGUGGAGAACGACGCCGGAAAACUAUUGUUCCCGAUUGUUCCUUUCAGUAUAGCACCAAACCCAAUUGCCUCUGGCUUCUGGACUCCUGCUUGGAAGACCAUAUCUGCAAAUCCCGGCUGGCUGAUUUCCAACAAAACUGCCAACCUGCAGGUAUGUCCCCAGAUGGUUGCUCUCAGCACAACCAUGCUGCAUGCCUGCAGGCUUACAUGGGGAUGAUUGGCACACCUAUGACACCCAACUACAUCAGUAACUCCAGCGUGGAGGUCUCCCUGUGGUGUACCUGUGAAAGCAGUGGCAACCAAAAGGAGAAGUGUGACCAGAUACUUGGCAUGUUUGAGAGCAACAAAUGCCUUGAAAAUGCUAUUUGGUCUCAAAUGCACCAGAAGCUGACAGGUCUGGAAGGACAGAAAGACUUACUUUAUCCAUCUUCCCUAAGCUUCCAAGGAGACAGUGCCAGCACAUCUCUUGCUUCAGAAAUGUCCCAGGUGGCUGAAGUGAAGACGCAGCAAGACACCUCUGAACACAGCAGUUUGCCUAUGGCCUCCUCUGUAUAUUCUGGAGCUGCUGUUUCUUGGCCAUCUCUGUCUCUAUUCCUUCCCCUGUUGCUGAGCCCACUUUAAUUUGGCAUAAAUGACAUCUUUCCUUCCCAUAUUAUUAAUCUUAUCCCAUACCAGGCACCUCCCAUUACUGAUUUACCCUCAAGAAACAAAAGGCUUCUGUAAAAGAGGAAGGGAACAGCCUUAACCUAUAACUGCAGUCACUGAAAACCUUCCCCUGACUUGGACCCCACUUUCCUCCAAUCAGUCUGCACUGAGAGAUGCACAUUCGGAGCCCACCAUUGCUUCUGCCACAUUUAGCAUUUGGAGUAACAGUCAGGCUAAUAUUCAACCGCAGUAUUUUAAAACAAAAGUCUGAAUUCUAUCAGAACUUGUGUGGGGUUAGGUUUCUAACUACAGGGAUGCACAUGACACUGUUUCCUAGCACCCUACCUGUUUGAGCUCUUGAGGCAGAGAGUACAGCAUGCCAUCCUUAAGUGCCGGGUCCUGCGCUUUGGCCACAACAACCGCAGGUAACACUACAGGCUUGGGGCGGAGUGGCUGGAAGACUGUCUGGAAGAAAUGAACCUGGAGGUGUUGGUCGAUGCUCAGCUAAACAUGAGCCAGCAGUGUGCCCAAGUGGCCAAGAAGACCAGUGGCAUCCUGGCUUGUCUCAGAAAUAGUGUUGCCAGCAGGAGCAGAGAAGUGAUAUGCCCUGUACUCAGCUCUAGUGAGGCUGCACCUCAGGUACUGUGUUCAGUUUUUGGCCCCUUACUACAGGAAAGAUAUCAAGGCCCUGGAGCAUGCCCAGAGGAGGACAGUGAAGCUGGUGAAGGGUCUGGAGCACAGGCCUUUUGAAGAGCAGCUGAAGGAACUGGGAUUGUUCAGUCUGGAGGAGAGGAGACUCGG